AUGCAGCAACUGAACCAGCGAGGAGCGAGACACAUGACGUUGACAGCGCUACCCACCGAUCCGGCAGAAGUCCGUGAGCUAAUCAGGGAUGGGAGGCUGGUGCAACCGACCGCCGGAUUCGCGCCCGGGCGUGUGCAGGCGAACCUUGCGAUACUGCCCAGAGACCUCGCCUUCGACUUCCUGCUGUUCUGCCAGCGCAACCCGAAGCCGUGUCCACUGCUGGAGGUGAUCGAGCCAGGGGAGGUCGAGCCAUCCGAGUUCGCACCCGGGGCCGACAUCCGCUCCGACAUCGCGCUCUAUCGCAUCUAUGAACACGGCGAAAUGACCGCUGAGGUCGAGGACAUAUCAGAGUACUGGCGCGACGACCUAGUGUCGUUCCUGCUGGGGUGCAGCUUCUCUUUCGAGACUGCCAUGUCCAGGGCUGGCAUACCUCUGAAACACAUCGAUCAGGAGAAGAGAACGUGGCCAAUGGUCGUAUCGAUGCGCGCGAUCAAGCGCGAGCAGAUCGUCAAGGCCGUCCAGGUGACCUCGCGAUUCCCCGCGACGCACGGCGCACCGAUCCACAUAGGCAACCCCGAGGCCAUUGGCAUCACAGACAUCUACCAGCCCGACUUCGGCGAGCCGACCGACUUCGAGGACGGCGAAGUGCCCGUCUUCUGGGCGUGCGGCGUCACGCCUCAGGCGGCAGCCAUGCAGUCCCGCCCGCCGCUUAUGAUUACCCACGCGCCGGGCCACAUGUUCGUCACCGACAAGAGCGACGAGGACAUGUCUGCCCUUUAG
Molecule: messenger RNA, 780 nt
Organism: Geodia barretti
Lineage: Eukaryota; Metazoa; Porifera; Demospongiae; Tetractinellida; Geodiidae
Source: the annotation of a GenBank genome assembly